Messenger RNA from Trachemys scripta elegans, 1957 nucleotides. It is a transcript of the gene DDX56, whose product is annotated as DEAD-box helicase 56. The transcript has 14 exons. Bases 57 to 1736 code for a protein of 559 amino acids. NCBI's taxonomy places the organism in Eukaryota, Metazoa, Chordata, Testudines, Emydidae. The record is from RefSeq and is a predicted model, not a curated record. Gene Ontology annotation, molecular function: nucleic acid binding; RNA helicase activity; ATP binding.
CAAGUGGCGCAUGCGCCCUGAGUCGGGGGCGGUCAGGCGGGCAGCGUAGGCUAGAGAUGGAGCCGGAGCCGAGCUUCGCGCACAUGGGGCUGGACGGGCGGCUGCUGCAGGCCAUCGCUGAGCUGGGCUGGGUCAAGCCCACACUGAUCCAGGAGAAGGCCAUUCCGCUGGCCCUGGAGGGCAAGGACCUGCUGGCCCGGGCUAGGACUGGCUCUGGGAAGACGGCCGCCUAUGCCAUUCCCCUCCUCCAGCACUUGCUCCAAGUGAAGAUGUCCCCCUUGGUGACGGAGCAGGCGGUGCGUGGGCUGGUCCUGGUGCCCACCAAGGAGCUGGGCCAGCAGGUGCUGCAGAUGAUCCGGCAGCUGACGGCGUACUGCUCCCGUGAUGUCCGUGUCGUCGAUGUCUCCGGGCAGGUGGACAUGUCUGCACAGAGGCCCAUCCUGAUGGAGAAGCCGGAUGUGGUGGUGGGGACGCCCUCACGGGUCCUGGCUCACCUGCAGGGCCACAGCCUGAGCUUGCGCCACUCCCUGGAGGUGCUGGUCCUGGAUGAGGCCGACUUACUCUUCUCCUUUGGCUUUGAGGAGGAUCUGAAGAACCUGCUAUGCCACUUCCCCAAGAUCUACCAGAGCUUCCUGAUGUCGGCCACCUUCAGCGAGGAGGUGCAGGCGCUGAAGGAGCUCGUGCUGCACAACCCGGUGACCCUGAAGCUGCAGGAGUCUCAGCUGCCGGAGGCGGCCCAGCUGUGCCAGUACCAGAUCCGCUGCGCAGGUGAGGAGGACAAGUUCCUGCUGCUCUAUGCGCUGCUCAAGCUGGGGCUGGUGCGGGGCAAGGCCAUCCUCUUCGUCAGCACCGUGGAGCGCGGCUACCGCCUCAAGCUCUUCCUGGAGCAGUUCAGCAUCCCAGCCUGCGUGCUCAACGCCGAGCUGCCCGUGCAGUCCCGGUGCCACAUCAUCAGCCAGUUCAACCGGGGCUUCUACGACUACAUCGUCGCCACCGACGAGCAGGUGCUGGCGGAGCCCACGGUGCGAGCCAAGAGGAGGAAGGGCGCAAAGGGCGCCAAGGCAGAGAAGGGCAAAGACCCAGAGUAUGGCGUGGCACGGGGCAUCGACUUCCAGAAUGUCGCCACCAUCAUCAACUUCGACCCGCCACCCUCAGUCGAGUCCUACAUCCACCGGGCCGGCAGGACGGCCCGUGCUGACAACCCCGGCACAGCCCUGACUUUUGUGACACACCCAGAGUGCCCCCUGCUGGCCGAGAUUGAGGAGGCUCUCGCAGGAGAGAGCACCGAGCCUGUGCUGCGCCCCUACCAGUUCCGGAUGGAAGAAGUCGAGGGACUCCGCUACAGAUGCCGGGACGCCAUGCGCUCCGUCACCAAGCAGGCCAUCAAGGAGGCGCGGCUGCGGGAGAUCAAGGAGGAGCUACUCAACUCUGAGAAGCUGAAGACGUACUUCGAGGACAAUCCCCACGACCUGCGGCUGCUGCGCCACGACCGGCCCCUGCACCCGGCCAUCAUCAAACCGCACCUGCGCAACGUGCCUGAGUACCUGGUGCCCCCCACCCUGCGUGCCAUUGCCCAGCCCCUGCUCAACAAGCGCAAGCGACGGAAACACUUGGCCCCCAGCAGCAGCCGCCCCAGGGGGGGCUUCCAGGCCCGGGGGGGGCGCAACCCUCUGCAAAGCUUCCAGUACAUGGGGAGGAGGCCCCAGCGCCCAGCUAGCAAGGGGAAGACGUCCUGAGCCGUCAGCGACAGCACCUGGCUGGACUCAGAAUGGACAAUGUCCCGUGUGGCUGGGGCCGAUUCCCCCGCUGGGCCAAGAGGAGACAAACGCUGCGCCCUGCUGCCCCUGCUUGGCUCUGCCGUCUGAACAGGGGUCUUAUGGGGCACCUGUGGCUGGGCGUGGGCAUUUCCUGCUGCUGGCGUCAGCCACGCCCCAGUGCCAGGCCCCAGGCGCCUGAG